Pararge aegeria (speckled wood butterfly) is the source of this 1098-nucleotide messenger RNA. RefSeq lists its product as uncharacterized. The record is from RefSeq and is a predicted model, not a curated record. The transcript has 7 exons. NCBI's taxonomy places the organism in Eukaryota, Metazoa, Arthropoda, Insecta, Lepidoptera, Nymphalidae. Bases 1 to 1098 code for a protein of 365 amino acids.
AUGGUUUCUCCACAGAUAUGCUUGUCUUGGUCAAUGCUGGUCCUCAUCAUCGCUGUAAAACAAGGUUACGGCCAAGCGACGGAUGUGGACGUGCGGAUAUCCGCACCCAGCUGGGUUGCCCGCGGAGGAUCCGCUACACUACGUUGCCUGCACCAAGUCCCACCACAGCUGCUAUACAAGGUUGAAUUUCUAAGAACCGGAUCUAAACUGCUGCAGUAUGUGAGAGAGCGCGUGCCACCAUACACCAAUUAUAGUUUUCCUGGAGGGAAACUUAAUAUGUCGCUCGUGACUGAGAACUCCAUUACGAUAGAUAAUUUGGACCCGACUGCCUCCGGUCUAUACUGGUGUGAGGUUUCCCUGGAGACACCCAUUUUCACUGCCGCCUCGCCUGCGCACCAGCUGACUGUCGUGUAUUCUCAAAAGCAUCCGCCGAUUAUAACGUUCGGUAAACCAGACGUUGUGAUUGGUGGAUUUAUCCGCGCCAAUUGCACCAGUGCACCUGCUGCCCCCGCGCCCCGGCUGACAUGGUAUAUCGAUAAUGAGAAGGUGCCCGAAGAAUCCAUUAGAUAUUUUUCCUAUCGAGUAUCAAGCUCUACAAGGAACAAAGGCGGUAGCGGUUACAGGCACAGGAAACACCAACACCGAUAUAUAGCACCCGAAUUCAAUCACACGGCCAAAUACUGGGCUUUGGUGAGCGAAACCACUACCCCGUCGCCUGCGAACCUAACUAAGCAAAGCAAAUGCACCUUGAAGGACGGACAGAGUGGAGAUGUAGCUAAGAUUCGAGAGAAACCAAGGGAUCAAGCGCCUCCUCCUAUAUCUCUGUGGGUAUCCAUAGCUGAACUGCGAACUCCAGCACACGGCCGCUUACAGCUGACUUGCACUGCGACAAUACCCGACGAAGUUGGACCUGGGGAAAAGUUUGCAGACAUCAAGAAACAAACAGUUACCGUGGCAGUCAAUGAGCUUAGUUUGAAAAAACCACGUACGGAAUCUUCUGCUUUCAAUGGAACCGCGCCGUGUCUUCAGAAUUAUAACCAGUUUCUACUCAUUGGUUUUGGUCUCCUCGUCUAUGAGCUUCAAUUUCCUCUAAAUUAA